UACAGUGUUGAGCAUCUCACUGAUUAAACAACGUGAUGCCCUGUAACCUGAGAGCAUUCGUAUCAGACAGAGAACACAUUUUCUUCAAGACGGCUGGAAUAUGGAUCCUCAAAUGCUAUACGUAGCCUUGGGGCUGCUAUCUGUGGCCUUGUCGAUCUCUUUAUGCCUCAAUGUGAUCUUCUGCAUCAAGCGAAGAACUAUUUUGUGCAGAGAAAAAAAUGGGUCCUGCUGCCCCCACACUUCUGAAGAAGAAACCCUGUCACACAAUGAAGGGCAUUAUUUUCAUGACCUUAAUCAUCAAGAGCAGAGGGAAAAUCCCCACAAUCAUCAUGAGCAACAGGAAAAUCCAAUCUAUGGCAACAUCAGCACAGAGAGAAGAGGUUCUGCAGAGGGUUGCUAUGAGAUGAUGACCAUGCAACGCACAAGAGAAAAUAAGAAGCCUUUCCAGAAUGACCUGAACUAUGCCUCACUGGACCUGAAGACUGCAAAGAAACGAAAGAAGAAGCAUCGCCAUCAGCAUAGCCAGUCACAGGGACGAAAUCAUUUCCCCGAACAGCAGUCAGUCCACCACACACCUCCUCUGAAUACAUUCUUGGAGGUGGAUGCAGACAUGGAUGCUCAUCUUCCGUCCAGAGACACCAGCACCAUGGUUUCACACAGCAGCAUCUACCUCAACAGUCAACAAAUAGCUCAACAGACAGAGGAAAUGGAAAGAGAAAAGAAUCUGACACUGGAGAGGAAUGUUGGUUGGAAUAGUAUGCGAAGGCGCGAUGAUGGAGGAGAUCAAGAGAGUGAAGAAAUGAAAGAUGAACAAGAGUGUAACAAUGGGAAUUUAUGUGAACAGCUUUCAGAAGUAGAAACCAUUCAGAGCUGCACAGAUCCUUUUAUUGGUAACUUUAGCCAGGAUGGUCACCAGCACGGUUAAACAAACAUAUCAAGUUUUACUGUUUCAAACUGUUUUGAACUGAAAUCUAUAUCACCUGAAAAAGACUUUUUGGUUUUUAUAUUAUUUUAUUUUAUUUUAUUUGCAAAAAACAAACUACUGUCUAUUACUACAGCUGUAAAAUGAAACUACGUCAUCUUCAAUAUUCAAACUGCUUGCAGGGUUGAGCAAUUUCCUCUCCGAGGCAGACAAGAUGAGGUCUCCUCAUUGAGCAACAGAGGAAGAAAAGUGUACCUUUCAUGCAGAGGGUGUAAUAAAUGUAAAUAAAGCGAAAAGGAAACUCUUUGCGUGACAUUUAGAUGUCAAGGCCCAUGUGGAAAAUUUUCAGUUUAUUGCAAAAGAUGAGGAAAACACCAAAUCAUCACAGGCCAUGGAAGAACUCUCACUGUUUUUAUGUCUCAUCAUCAUAUAUUACCAGAUGUCUCAUAGAAAGGUGUGAAGAAACUAUAUCUUACAUUUGUUUUCCACGAUGUGGGCGCUGGCUAUAUGCUGAGAGGGAAUGUUUCACUGAAAAACUCGACAUGCCUCAGCAUAUGUGAAACCGCCUCUCGAUAAUGCUUAGAGUGAAGAUAACAUUAACGUGAAGAUAACGUUUAAAAAACAGUGAAGUAAAAACAAAAAGGGGGGGGAAACUUUAAGUGGGACAUAAGUGAUGACAUUUUGCUUUCCCUGUGGGCACAUUGCUUUGUUGUAAAUGUCAACCAUGUAGGAUUUUACAUGUCAUGGUUAUGACAAUGGUCGUUACUUUAAUAAUCUAUUGCACAUAUGAGCUAAUUUGCCAUCUGCUUAAAUGAUUAUUUCCCUCACUGUAAUCCCUUGGCAGGAUAAUUUACUGCCCUGCUAUCUGCCGAGGGAAUUGAGCUAUGCAGUGAACUCAGCAGUCAGAAGCCUGCAGCCCACUCUUUGUUGACAGUUUUUCAAUAGCUGACCAUGGCCUACUUCCCCUCUAUGGAUUAAAUUUUGGCCUUGGGCAUUUUGGAUGCAACUCUUGCAGACAUAUGGGAAUGUCACAAAAAAAAACUUUUCACGGAUAACACCGUUAGUAACUGUCAUGUAUGAGGACAUAAAGGCAGUCAUUUAUACAGGAUGUUUUUGCAUAUAUAUAGAAGUUGUUGUAAUUAGAAGCAGUUUAUAAUUUAUAUAUAUUUUUCCCAAAUGUCUGCCACAAUUUUUAAGAAUAUGGGUAUCAAUCUUAUACUGUAGCCUAUUAAGUUGCACUGGGCAUUUCCUGGGUUACUCUAUAAAUAAGUAUGAAUUGACAACUUAGCUUUUAGAUCUAUCGCAAUUGUAUAAUUGAAAAAAGAGAUAAAGCUUUUAAUGUGCUCUGAAAUCUAAUAUGACAUGAUGAGAAGCAAAAGGAAACGCACUCAUCUUUACAGAGACAAAGGAAAUUAUACUGUUUUAUACUAUGCUCUUAGAUUAAACAUACACACCAAGUACCAAAGUUUAUGACUGGGUUACAGUAAAGUAUUAAAGGGAGGUUGACAAUGCAGGAAAUCAUUCAACUACAUAAUGUCUUCAUAAUAAUGAUUUAAAUAAUUAAAUGAUUGUGCAGUCCACAAGAAUGGCUCAGCCAAGCUGACGCUCAUUUUGAGGGCCCUGCGGGAACUGUGUUUUACUGCUGACUUAUCUUUCAUCAAGUAGUAAGAAAAUUUCCUUGAGGUACAAUUUCAAAGGUAUUUGUCUGUCUUUCAGCAAGGUUCUGCAAAAAUCUGCAAAAUUGCAUAAUGUGGCUGUGAGAAGACAGAAAAUACAAAAGAAGAUUAAUUUUUUAUUGAAAAAAUAAC
This is a messenger RNA of Oreochromis niloticus (Nile tilapia), 2730 nucleotides long. RefSeq lists its product as uncharacterized. Lineage: Eukaryota; Metazoa; Chordata; Actinopteri; Cichliformes; Cichlidae. The record is from RefSeq and is a predicted model, not a curated record. The transcript has 6 exons. The coding region runs from base 101 to 925 and encodes 274 amino acids.